Stylophora pistillata is the source of this 1112-nucleotide messenger RNA. Its product is annotated as ATP synthase mitochondrial F1 complex assembly factor 2. The record is from RefSeq and is a predicted model, not a curated record. Gene Ontology annotation, cellular component: mitochondrion. Gene Ontology annotation, biological process: mitochondrial proton-transporting ATP synthase complex assembly. NCBI's taxonomy places the organism in Eukaryota, Metazoa, Cnidaria, Anthozoa, Scleractinia, Pocilloporidae.
AUGAACAUGAGAUUGUCCCAAGUGACAAGACAUAAUUAUAUCUCUAAAGGUGGUUAUCAGAUCACAGUGGACAACAAAAAGGUUAAAACACCAGCGGGAAAUCUUCUUGUUGUUCCAAGCAAACCUCUAGCCAUGGCAGUUUCUGUAGAGUGGAAUUCUCAGGUUGACACCAUCAAACCAGCAAAUAUGCAUCUGACUUCUCUCAGCAACACUGUGAUUGACAAUCCACGGACAAGAAAUCAUGAUCAGCAAGUCUCUCAUAUUUUAGAAUUUUUGAGCUCAGACAGUAUUUGUUUUUUUGGGGAUGAACCUGAAGAGUUAGUAGAUCUACAGAAAAAAGAAUGGAUACCUAUCAUGGAAUGGUUCAACAAAAAGUAUUCAGUGCCUGUUAAACCAAGUCAUGGUCUUCUUGCAGUAGCCAUACCAGAUGAUGCUGAGGAAAGACUGAAGGCUCAUCUGACACCACUUGACAGCUGGUCCCUAAUGGGCCUCGAGUUUUCUGUAGAAACACUAAAGUCGUUUAUUCUUACAAUGGCACUCAUCGAAAAUCACCUCACAGUGGAAAAAGCUGUUAAUUUAUCCAGAUUAGAGCUGGAAUUUCAGAUAAGCCGCUGGGGUAGUGUAGAGUGGGCGCACGAUCUGGAAUUGAUGGAGACCAGGAGUAGGGUGGCUGCGGCGGUUUUGUUUUACAGUCUGAAUAACAGAGAUAGAACGUUACCGUCAAGUUCAUAAUUACCUGGCUUUACAGGGUAUCAACCUGCUUUCAGUUUGCUCCUUUUGAUGUACUUCGACAGUGGUCAAUAACUUCUUUGUAGGAAUAUGUCAGGUUAACAAUUCAAUGGAAAAAAAGUGGUAUUUUAACAGAAAAGAUAACGGAAAUUGAAAGAGCUUGUUAGUUUUGUUUCUUUUUAUGGAGAGGAUCCUUGGUUUACUAGUUUAGAAGCUUACCGGUUAUUUUUUUUUGUUGUUGAAAUUCCUUUUGAGCCUUACAGCGAAUUUCUAUCAUUUUUUCUUUAAAUUUUUACUUCGAACUUUUAAAUUUACAAGCAUGCAAAAAACAGGCAUAGAGGAUAUUUAAUCUACUGAAUAAAACAACAUUCAGCUACCAGAAA